Dothidotthia symphoricarpi CBS 119687 is the source of this 816-nucleotide messenger RNA. RefSeq lists its product as uncharacterized. Gene Ontology annotation, biological process: kinetochore assembly; DNA repair; resolution of meiotic recombination intermediates. Gene Ontology annotation, molecular function: protein heterodimerization activity. The coding region runs from base 1 to 816 and encodes 271 amino acids. Gene Ontology annotation, cellular component: Fanconi anaemia nuclear complex; FANCM-MHF complex. The record is from RefSeq and is a predicted model, not a curated record. NCBI's taxonomy places the organism in Eukaryota, Fungi, Ascomycota, Dothideomycetes, Pleosporales, Dothidotthiaceae. The transcript is spliced from 3 exons.
AUGGCUGCCUACGUUGAGGAAUGUUCCUGGCUCUGUGUGUCUUUAGGGGAGAUGGAUCAUUCGUUAUGCUUUUGGUAUUGCGCUGCCGUAAUGUGGACCUAUAUGGCACGUCUCGGUAAUUGGCAAUGCCUUCAAGAGCAUGACACGGGACAUGGAUUCCGCGGGACAAACCCAUCACCAACAGCGACACGGGUCGGCUCUCUAAUCCAACAUCAACUGCCAAUCCACCUCACCACUCCACCAUCCAAGUCACUCCCAGUUAUAAUGCCGCCAAAGAACUCUUCUACGAAUACUGCCCAACGGAAGGGCCCUCAGUUCAAACCUCCGCGACCGACAAAGGCGCCAACGAAGCCCGCAGCUGCUAAACGCGCUCCAGUACCAGCGUCGCGUUCCACCGGCGUCGCGAAGAAGCCAGCUGCUACUACAGCCAAGCCAGGCUUUCAAUCAGCAACGACAAUCAUCUCAUCAGACGACGAACAAGAAGACGAGCUAGAUGCAGACAGCGAUGACCUGAUGGAUGUCGACGCGCCUCCGCGCGAAGCAAGACGGCCAGCUAUCGAGGCAAUCACCGCACAUCCAAUCCCCGCACCACUUCUCGCACGAUUACUCCACGAAAACUUCGAGGACUCCAACACACAGAUACAAAAAGGCGCGAUGAACUUGGUUGGGAAGUACAUGGAGAUCUUUGUCCGAGAGGCGCUUGCGAGAGCGAAGCACGAGCGGGAAAACUCUGCAAAAGAAGGAGGCGUAUAUGAUGGUUUCUGUCAGGUUGAGGAUUUGGAGAAGCUUGCGCCGCAGCUGGUUCUGGACUUUUGA